AGGAUACAUCCAGGAAUAUAUCUUGACUCUGACGUGCCAGUCGGGAAGGUUCUCGUCUCAUAUUGUCUGAUCUUUCAGUGCUUUCACACUUGUUGCUGUUCUUAGUCUCUCAGUUUACGAAUUCAAUAUCGCAGCCGCGUAGGAACAGAACACCACAUUACCGCAUUCUCAACUCCUCUAGCCAGAGUGGGAGUUAGCUGUAGCCACAGCAUGGAGUAUAACCAGAAUGGAAACCGGCCCAGUCGCGCCAACGCAAACCGCCGAACCAACUCAAUGAAUGUCCCAACAACCACGCAACCAGGACUAGCUAACAGCAGUGAAAACCUUCAUAUUCCCCGGACUCAAAGCCUUUCAUACCAUAUGGACGCCAACGCAGCCCCUGAAGAGACACAUAGCCCAAUGACUGCCAUGCAGUCUGAGGACAAUAUGCCCUUCAAUGGGUUUUCGAAUGUCCCUACAUCUUUUUUUCUCCCGGACCAACUGAAUUACUCCCCCGAGGAUCCCAUUUAUAAUCCAGGAUGGAGUUCGCAUAGCCAAUAUGGCUCCAUGGAUGAUUAUGGCAGGCCCGAUGCCUACGGGCAGGGGCAUUCCAACUUUCAAGGAGCUUCUAGUGUAUAUGAGGCACCCGAUGCCCAUAGUAGCUCUGCUACAUAUAAUCAUGCUGAAAGUUCAGCCCAGCCCAGCAUGUGGACUUCAAAUUAUCAAGCUGGACAAGGCAUCUCCGAUGCCGAUUUUGAUAUUGCGUCUUUCCAAAUGCCAGCCCGGACGCUAACUCAAACUCCGGCUCCUAUUUCUUCCGCUGAUACGUUCGAUGGCAGCACCGUCCCGCUCUCGUUCGAAAAUAUGUUAUCGGAUCCUCAAUUCUCACCGACCGGCUCCGCAGCCUCGUCACAUUCAUCAUACGAUACAAUGUGGUCAACUUCAAGGAAUGCCACAUCACAUACCGCAACGAAUUCAGAUCCAAACGUCCCGAUACAACCCGCUGCUUCCCCGACGCAAAUGACUCAAAUGUCACCUCCUUCAGAUACAAACAGCCUCAAACCAUACCGAUGUAACCAAAGAGGCUGCACACGAUCAUACGCUCGAAAAUUCGAACUGUAUCGACAUCAAAGGCGGCACACUGGCGUCAAAUCCCACCAUUGCCAAGUUCCAGGCUGUGAAAGAGGGCCGAGAAAUGGAUUCUACAGAAAGGAUCACUUGAGACAACACAUGAGGCAAGUGCACGGGAGCUGAGGCACAAGCUGACUAGGGAAAAAAUGAUGACAGACAGAAAAUCCGGAAGCAUGAUCGGUGUUCAUAGGUGUCUGAUUUCUUUCCAGACUGAUAUCUUCUCUAUUUCAUUUCAUUCAUCUGUGUAGCGAGGCUUCAAACCAGCCGGAAUUGCGUGAUAACGAGUUUGCAAAAGAUAGCAUGUUUAUCAUAUACCCCGAGAGUAAUAAUAUCACUGCGUUUCCUUGAAAACCCCAUAAUUUCCGAAUCGCCUUUUGAUGAAACUGUGAACAGAAAGCGCUAAAAAGUACCUCCUACCGGUACCUACCUAGGUAUCUUGUACGUAACACACAAAAAUGUCAGCAAAACCGAAGACCCCUCGCUUAAGCCAACCGAGAAUCUCCGCUGAAAAGGAGAAAGAAAGUCCCUCCCAAAAAAAU
Molecule: messenger RNA, 1649 nt
Organism: Mollisia scopiformis
Lineage: Eukaryota; Fungi; Ascomycota; Leotiomycetes; Helotiales; Mollisiaceae
Exons: 4
Coding region: 211-1233 (340 amino acids)
Source: RefSeq, a predicted model, not a curated record